Prunus persica (peach) is the source of this 1346-nucleotide messenger RNA. RefSeq names its product UPF0769 protein C21orf59 homolog. NCBI's taxonomy places the organism in Eukaryota, Viridiplantae, Streptophyta, Magnoliopsida, Rosales, Rosaceae. Bases 489 to 986 code for a protein of 165 amino acids. Gene Ontology annotation, biological process: regulation of cilium movement. The record is from RefSeq and is a predicted model, not a curated record. The transcript has 6 exons.
CAUCAGGUGGUGGUGGUAGGGUUCUGCUAGGCUCAUGGGUUGUUUUAGGGUUGGUUAUGUUGGGUUUGUGGGAUUUGUUUGGGUUUAUGGUUAAUUGUAGUGAUGUGGGCUAGUAGUUUUAGUGCGGUUUUUAUCCGCGUUAGUUGUGUUUUUAGCAUGUUAGUUUGUUGCCCUCUUAAGAUUGAUAUUUUAGAUAUCUUUGAUUGUACAAUUAAAAUUUAUCUAAUGAAAUUUUUAUUUGAUAAAAAAAAAAAAAAAAAAAGUUAAGAGCAUGCACUCAAGUUCCAGUGUUUGAAUUCCAUCUUUCCGCUUGUAUUAAAAAAUAAAAAUUGGGUAAUUAAAGAAAUUUAAAAAUAAAAAAUAAAAACCGCAAUGACGACAGAAAAAAUAAGUCCAACAAGUCAACAAAGGUGACUAGUAAACAGAAGAAAGAGGCCCACAAACGACGACGUCUUAAAGUCGAGCACUCCCGCCGUUCUCAGCUGAAAAUGGUUCGAAUCCACGUGAGGCACGGCGACGGCUCCGACCAAAAGGAGUUCCUCUACGACUGUUCAACCACGUCGCCAAUUGAACAAAUUGCCCCCGAAAUCUCGCGAAUUUCCAAUCUUCAAUCCAGGAUCGACCGCCUGGUUUUCGAGCUUGAACCUCAUUUGGAACCCCUCCAUGGCGACGCAAAAGCUGUUUCUCUCCUUAGAGCUUUAUCUGAAGUCAAAUCCUAUGCUUCAAAGGACCAGGUUGUUCACAAUAGGCCUUUGUCUUAUCAUGUGCUAAGAAACCAUGUACAAGCCUUAGAGAGAGAGCUCAACUCGGUUCCUCAGUUUCAGAAACUGUUAGCAGACGUUGAAUCUAGUGGAGAGGAUUUGAGGCAGGUUUGUUGGGCCGGGAAAGUGCUUGAUAGAAGUAAGCGGUUAUGUGAUUAUAUUGGAGCCAAUGAGAAAACAAAGAUUGUUAUCAAGCUGCAGUCAACUGAGUCAUGCCCUGUAUAAUUAGUGGAAACUGCACGAUGCAUCCAAGGGACCACAAAUGGCUGCGAAGAUGGAAGCUGAUAGACCAAGGCACUUGAUUCUCAAACAAGUUACAGGUCUACGGUGCACUGUCAAAUUAUAAUGUAAAUUCUUCCUCAUCUGGUUUGUGUGUUAUAUUUUGGUUUUUGGUUGGAUGAGAAUCCCAAGAAGAAUGAUAAGAGAUUUUGAAUUUGUGAUGCAUUGACAAUAUCAUUGUCUUUAAGUACAGAUGACAGUAAGCUGUAUGAUCUUAUUCAAUGACAGGCUAGUUUACCUUUGUUUUGGAGUGGAAUUUGUGAUUUCUUAUAUGGAUAUUUGGAUUUAUUUAGCUGUUUAAAAAGG